Messenger RNA from Neomonachus schauinslandi (Hawaiian monk seal), 860 nucleotides. RefSeq names its product peptidylprolyl isomerase H (gene PPIH). The record is from RefSeq and is a predicted model, not a curated record. Bases 69 to 653 code for a protein of 194 amino acids. Gene Ontology annotation, cellular component: intracellular membrane-bounded organelle. Gene Ontology annotation, biological process: protein folding; protein peptidyl-prolyl isomerization. Lineage: Eukaryota; Metazoa; Chordata; Mammalia; Carnivora; Phocidae. Gene Ontology annotation, molecular function: peptidyl-prolyl cis-trans isomerase activity. The transcript is spliced from 10 exons.
GGGGGCGGGGCCUGGCCUCGGUUGACUCUUUUUGCGCCUGCGCCGUAGAGUAAACCCGCUAAGCGGGGAUGAGGUUCGCCGGAACCCAUGCCUCCGUCUUCUGCUUCCGGGUCGGAGCCAUGGCGGUGGCAAAUUCAAGCCCUGUCAAUCCCGUGGUGUUCUUUGAUGUUAGCAUUGGCGGCCAGGAGGUUGGCCGCAUGAAGAUCGAGCUCUUUGCGGACGUUGUGCCUAAGACGGCCGAGAAUUUUAGGCAGUUCUGCACCGGAGAAUUCAGAAAAGAUGGGGUUCCGAUAGGAUACAAAGGGAGCACCUUCCACAGGGUCAUAAAGGAUUUCAUGAUUCAGGGUGGGGAUUUUGUUAACGGAGAUGGUACUGGAGUUGCCAGUAUUUACCGGGGGCCAUUUGCAGAUGAAAAUUUUAAACUGAGACACUCAGCUCCAGGCCUGCUUUCCAUGGCGAACAGUGGUCCCAGUACAAAUGGCUGCCAGUUCUUCAUCACCUGCUCUAAAUGUGAUUGGCUGGAUGGGAAGCACGUAGUGUUUGGAAAAAUCAUUGAUGGACUUCUAGUGAUGCGAAAGAUUGAGAAUGUUCCCACAGGCCCCAACAAUAAGCCCAAGCUGCCUGUGGUGAUCUCACAGUGUGGGGAGAUGUAGUCCAGAGCAAGACUGAUCAGGCCUUUCCUUGCUCUGGGUGGCACUCUUGAGUAAGAUAAUCCGGAUUGGCCCCUGUGUUUGCUUCCCUGCCUGCUGCGCCCGUUUUUGAUCAAGAGACCUUGGAAAUGUCACAGAUUCAGAACCCAAGAUUUUCUGUUUUUCAAUUGUAAAUAAAGUUUUGUUUUGUUUUGGUACACGUGUUGUUUU